GGGCCUCGCGUUUGUCCAAUAUGGCGGCGCCCAGUGGCGGUGUGAACUGUGAGGAGUUCGCCGAGUUCCAGGAAUUACUCAAGGUGAUGAGGACGAUUGAUGACAGAAUAGUACAUGAAUUAAACACUACGGUUCCAACAGCUUCCUUUGCAGGGAAAAUUGAUGCAAGCCAAACCUGUAAACAACUUUAUGAGUCUUUGAUGGAAGCUCAUGCCAGCAGGGACAGAGUCAUAAAAAAUUGUAUAGCUCAGACCUCAGCAGUAGUAAAACACCUCCGAGAAGAGAGAGAAAAGAAUUUGGAUGAUUUAACGUUAUUAAAGCAACUUAGGAAAGAACAGACAAAGUUGAAAUGGAUGCAGUCAGAAUUGAAUGUUGAAGAAGUUGUAAAUGACAGGAGCUGGAAGGUGUUUAAUGAACGCUGCCGAAUUCACUUCAAGCCUCCAAAGAAUGAAUAAAAAGAUACUUUUUUAUAAAAGGACCGGGACAUCUCAUAAGAGCUAAGCAUGACAGAUAUCAACAAGGUGGGCUUCCUAGGAUGAUUUCUGAGCCAACAGUCCAAGACCUUUU
Molecule: messenger RNA, 567 nt
Organism: Panthera uncia (snow leopard)
Lineage: Eukaryota; Metazoa; Chordata; Mammalia; Carnivora; Felidae
Gene: MIX23
Product: mitochondrial matrix import factor 23
Exons: 5
Coding region: 21-455 (144 amino acids)
Cellular component (GO): mitochondrion; mitochondrial intermembrane space
Source: RefSeq, a predicted model, not a curated record